GUUAAAUGAUUCGUUUUGUUAGUUGUUUGACGUAACUUGAAGAAGACCCCAAAGCUGGUAGCUAACUGCAACUGGUUAUUGUGAAUCAACAAUCUUCAAGUUUUCAAUAUUGAAUAUGGAUAUUCUUAAAGCUGAAAUAGCAAGGAAGAGGAAGGUGAUGGAAGAGAAACACCUUCUAGAUGAUAACAAAAAGUACUUCAAGCGAGCUGAUCUUGCACGGAAGGAAGAGGAAGAGUAUUACAAAAGAUGUGGCUACAAGGUUGCUAUUGAAAAGCCCGUGGGACAGCCGGAGCAGAAAGAGGAAGAACCGAAGCCAUCCAGUUCAUCGAAUCCCGUGCUCGAGCUGGAGCUAACAGAGGAGAAGCUUCCAAUGUCCCUCUCUCGACAGGAGGUGAUCCGCCGGCUUCGGGAGCGUGGAGAGCCUAUCCGGCUGUUCGGCGAGUCUGACUAUGAAGCCUUCCAGAGGCUGAGGAAAAUUGAAAUCCUCGCACCAGAAGUCAACAAGGGCUUGAGGAAUGACCUGAAGGCUGCCAUGGAUAAGAUUGACCAGCAGUACCUCAAUGAGGUUGUGGGAGGACAGGAGGCUGGUGAGGUCGACACACAGCACGACCUGAAAGUGCACGAGGAAAACACCACCAUAGAGGAACUGCAGGCUCUGGGAGAGUCCUUGGGUACUGGAGAUGACAAUGGCGACCAGGAUGUCAUUCACAAAGUCUUAAGGUUCUUGUUAGGUGUGUGGGCUAAGGACCUGAAUUCAAGAGAGGAUCAUGUUAAGAGAAGUGUCCAGGGCAAGCUGGCCAGUGCUACACAGUCGCAGACAGAAUCUUACCUCAAGCCCCUCUUCAGGAAGCUGCGCAAGAAGACUCUGCCCGCAGACAUCAAGGAGUCCAUCACAGACAUUAUCAAAUUCAUGCUGCAGAGAGAGUAUGUGAAGGCCAAUGACGCCUACCUACAGAUGGCCAUUGGCAACGCCCCCUGGCCCAUCGGAGUGACCAUGGUGGGCAUCCACGCCCGUACGGGACGAGAGAAGAUCUUCUCCAAACACGUGGCGCACGUGCUGAACGACGAGACCCAGCGGAAGUACAUCCAGGGAAUGAAGAGGUUGAUGACCAUCUGCCAGAAGCAUUUCUCCACAGACCCCUCUAAGUGUGUGGAGUACAAGGCCCUCUGAGUCUCUACGGAGAUUAUGUCCUUUUUGUGUGUGUGUGUGUGUCUGUGUGUCUGUGUACACAAGACAUAAGAAACACUUACACAUGUGUCCAUGUGUAAAUAGAUGAGGACAUGUCAUUCUUCAAGUCAUUUUACACAAAUGUCCCAACACUGCUUCAUCAUGUGCAUACAGUGUGUGUGUGUGUGUGUGUGUGUGUGAGAGAGAAUUGUGUUUUGGGCUUAUGAGGGAUGAGGUGCCUAAGUUUUAUUAUGCAGAUCUCUCCAGACCAGUGUGGAGUGGAGGGUGGGAAUUGCCUGUUUUAGAGGGGUGUCUAUUUUAGGGCCCAAACUGUCUUUCACCACCAUGUUGUUCACCUGUAUUUUCAUGUUUUAAUUAAACAUUCUCAACCAA
Messenger RNA from Alosa alosa (allis shad), 1561 nucleotides. RefSeq names its product PRP18 pre-mRNA processing factor 18 homolog (yeast) (gene prpf18). The transcript has 11 exons. Gene Ontology annotation, cellular component: U2-type post-spliceosomal complex; U4/U6 x U5 tri-snRNP complex; U5 snRNP. Gene Ontology annotation, biological process: RNA splicing; generation of catalytic spliceosome for second transesterification step. The record is from RefSeq and is a predicted model, not a curated record. Bases 116 to 1171 code for a protein of 351 amino acids. NCBI's taxonomy places the organism in Eukaryota, Metazoa, Chordata, Actinopteri, Clupeiformes, Clupeidae.